This is a messenger RNA of Cavenderia fasciculata, 342 nucleotides long. RefSeq lists its product as uncharacterized. Lineage: Eukaryota; Evosea; Eumycetozoa; Acytosteliales; Cavenderiaceae. The record is from RefSeq and is a predicted model, not a curated record. The transcript is spliced from 3 exons. The coding region runs from base 1 to 342 and encodes 113 amino acids.
AUGACAAGUGAUGGUGAUUGGUCGAUGGACAAUGUGUUUGGUUGGUACCGUCCAACAAUGAAGCAAGUGGUUAAAAGGAAAGAGAUGGGUGGUGCAUUGAUUGGUAAUGAAAACAAAAAGAGGAGCAAUGAUAGUGAUUGCAACAUUGGUAAUGAAGAAAAUAUAGGCGAGUAUUCCUUGAACAAAUCACAUGGCCACUUUACAAGAGACUCUCCUUUGGGUAAAGAUUUGGUGUUGGAAUCAAAAUCAAAGAUUGCUCCUGGUUUUAGUCUGCGUUGUGACUUGAAAUAUCCUAUCCAAGAAUCGAUGUCUGUAAAAUCCCAUUCAUUUGGGUCUAAAUAG